This is a messenger RNA of Nasonia vitripennis (jewel wasp), 4311 nucleotides long. It is a transcript of the gene trbl, whose product is annotated as tribbles homolog 2. The record is from RefSeq and is a predicted model, not a curated record. The transcript is spliced from 4 exons. The coding region runs from base 989 to 2188 and encodes 399 amino acids. NCBI's taxonomy places the organism in Eukaryota, Metazoa, Arthropoda, Insecta, Hymenoptera, Pteromalidae. Gene Ontology annotation, biological process: positive regulation of proteasomal ubiquitin-dependent protein catabolic process; regulation of MAP kinase activity; protein phosphorylation. Gene Ontology annotation, molecular function: protein kinase activity; mitogen-activated protein kinase kinase binding; ATP binding. Gene Ontology annotation, cellular component: nucleus.
GAAUCGCGCUGGUGGGGAUAGGCGGAGAGCGGAGAGGAGAGCAGACACAGACACCGGCUCUGCAGCGCCGACGGGCGACGAGCCACCGACAGUUCAGUCGUCGCUUGCACAAUGGCGCGCACGCUCGGUCCCUCGUCUCUCUACUGCCGCCGUCGUUUCUGAGCGGAGGUACGGCCCAAAGCGUUGGACCGUCCGUAGCGCGGGAUACAAUCUCUGUCUCCUCCUCAUCGUCAUCUGCUCCGAUAUAUUUGUUUGUGCACACACACACACACACGCGAGUAUAUCUAGCUAUUUCUCUCUUUGUGCAAGCGACACGCUCUCUUUGUGCAUCGAUUUUCUCCGAUCGCGGCGCGAGCGGAGUUCUUCGAGCAAAGUUUAUCUGCAGGCAUCCACGUAUAGGCGUGUGCGGCCGCAGUGUUGCAAAAGAAGAGAUCGGCGCAGGAGAUAGCGAGGAUCCAGCGCGCGAAAAAAAACCCAUUUCGCCCGGAGGAAGCAGCCGCCGCCGGGGAAAUUCGUCUUUUUUUCGAGCGGACGACGGUCGCUAACAACGUUCUUGGAGCGCCGAGCCUACCCCCGCUCAGGAACGCAUUCGGCACGCAUACUACACGCAGAUAUUCACGAGGACCUUUCGACGAAGCCAGGCAGCUCAGCUCUUCAGCGUGGUCCAGACCAAGAGAUCUCUCUCCGUCCACGCACGUGCUGUAGCCUCUGUGCAGCUCCGCAAACUGCACCGAGAACGGAAGCGCAACAAGCCAAGCAGUUAUAAGGAUCAUCUCCCAGCCCUCUUUUCUGCGAUUGCCUCUUCAUGUACGAGUACUCGCGACUUGUUACUUGUGCCGGUGCGGCAGUUGCUAGUGUGCGUACGGAUAAGUUCAGUGAGGCCAGCUCGUGAGAGUGUUGACAGUGUGCGAGUGUGAGAUAGAGUGCAGGAAUAGUCAAGUCGAUAGUUGGAGCAAGCCAGCGAGCUACGAGUGCAUAGUUCAGUCCAAUGGUCAACAUGCGAGUGGCCACGCGGCACCAGCAGCCGAUGCACCUGCAGGUGACCCGCACGAACAACGGCAAGUUCCUGGUCAGCCCGAAUUCCAGCCCCGAUCAUCAUCACCAGCACCAACAGCCCCACCACCACCGCCAGCACCACCAGCACCACCAGCACCACCAGCACCGGCACCACCAUCACAGUCAGCCGGUCGCGGCGCAGCAGCCGCAAGGAGCCGAGGAUGCGACGCCGGCCCAGCAGGUCAACGCCACCGCCGGCGAGUCGCACGGACCCACGAUCCUGGGCGACAGGUUUCUCCUCGUGGCCCCGGCCGAGGGCAGCACGCUCUUCAGGUGCGUCGACGUGCACACCGGUCAGCAGCUCGUCGCCAAGGCGCUGACGCUGGGAGACAGGGGCGCGGAGGCCCUGCUGCAGGCCCACCUGCGUCUGGAGGGCACGGGCGCCGUGAGCGCCGUCGCCGGGCUCGUCGACGCCGGCAAGAAGCGCUACCUUCUGCUGGAGGGCCACCACGGCGAUCUGCACGCCUACGUGAGGGCGCGCAGGAGGCUGAGGGAGCCCGAGGCGAGGCGGCUCUUCAGACAGGCCGCCAGGGCCGUAGCCACGUGCCACGAGAACGGCGUCGUCCUCAGGGACCUCAAGCUCAGGAAGUUCGUCUUUGCCGACGAGGCGAGAACGAAGCUGCGGCUGGAGAGCCUGGAGGACGCCGUGCUGGUCGAGGAGGACGACGACAAGCUCUCGGACCGGCGGGGCUGCCCGGCCUACGUGGCGCCCGAGGUCCUCCGCUCCGGGCGCGCCUACUCCGGCAAGGCCGCCGACAUCUGGUCCCUGGGCGUGCUGCUCUACACGAUGCUGGUGGGCCGCUACCCGUUCAACGACGCUGAGCACGCCUCGCUCUUCGCCAAGAUCUCGCGCGGCCAGUUCGCCGUCCCGGAGGCCCUCACCCCCCGGGCGCGCUGCCUCGUCAAGGCCCUGCUCAGGCGGGAGCCCUCCGAGCGACCCCUCGCCGAGGACGUGCUCAGGCACCCCUGGCUCAGCAAGCCCCUCAGGCAGCCCAGCUCCGGAACGAGCCUCGCCGGCUGCCACGCCAGCGCCAGGAGCCACUCCAGCCCCGCCGCCCCCGGCAGCGACCAGCUCGUGCCCGAGCUCCGCAACGUCAAUUCGAGUAGUCAUAACCGCGUGAGCCAAGACUGAGAGAGCGCGACCACGUGCGCGCCGUAGAGCCGGGCCGAGAAUCCGACGGUUCCGUUGUGAGUGUGCGCGUGCGAAUGCGAGUGCGACGAGAAGAGAGAGAGAGAGAGAGAGAGAGAGAGAGAGAGAGAGAGAGAGAGAGAGAGAGAGAAAAAGAGAGGUGGCCACGAGUAGUCGCCCUGAUUCUGAAUGCGCUUGAAAAUUGCUGACGAUCCUUUCGAGACUUUCAAAAUCUAUCCGAGUCUGCUUUAUCUGGCUUUCCAACAGGUCUCCAGCUUUAUUUCGAGAACGCGCCAGCGACAACGAAGAUUCACGUGGUUAACUUCAAUCUUUUUCUCAUAACGCGAAUAUUUAUUUGAAUGGCCGUCAGAACAUUAAGAUAAUUUAAGAUUCUCUUGUAAAUAGUAUUAACUAACUUCGAAAACGUUCAAACAAAUAUUUUCCAACUGAUCUUUCUCUCUCUAUCUCGAGAUAUAGUCAAUUAAAAUUGCGAAUAAAAUUUGUCUCCGAUUUUCACCACUCGUUUACAAUUGUUAAUCUUCGUUGUGGAGCAAAUCGGGAGGUAAAGAUGCAUUUAGAGGCAGUUUUCGAUAUCGAGCAUCCCCCCUCCCACCACGAAAAUCACUUUCGACCAACAAAAAGCUAUGUGUAUUACCAUCGAAACUUCUCAAAAUGUUUUAACGAUAGAAAAACAAUUCGUCGAGAGCUUUUUUUCGUCCAACAAACGUGAAGCAUUUAAAGGGCCACCGCGCGGGCUUUCGAUUUUUGUAAAACUGUACACCAACAAAGCUGCAAGUGAGUUUAUAAGAAAAUUUCCGGCGUUCCAUGAACUUUGUAAAUUAUAAUUCGGUAUCAUAGUCGAGCGAUCAAGUGUCGCUCGAUGUCGAUAAGCAUAUCUCUGCGUGAUAUAUACAAUUACUUCGGUAUUCCUCAUCGAAACUUGUAAAACUCGCCUUGUGCGAUGAUUGUUGCUUUUUGACGCUCUGCGUACUUACUCCCGAGAAAAAAUACAAACAAAUUUUUAAUGAACGAAUUUUAAAAAAGCAUCAAAGAACCACUGAUAACGUACAUUUGCCAAAGCAAUUUUGGCCAUUUUUCAAUAAUAAAUAGUUGUUUGUAAUAAUAAAUAAUAUUUCUCUGUACUGCUGUGGAAAUUUUCUUGUGAGUAUUUUAUUACAAUGUGAAUCACCAGCAGUGUGAGAAUCAUCUCUAACUAUACUUACAAGAACUUUUCCACAGUAAUGCGUUUCAAUACGAUGAAUCUACAAAGAAGCAAGGACUUGAACAGAAGAAAAAUCAAAAUAUUACGUAUAGGAUCGAACAGUCAUUUCAAACACAUUGGGCCUGAAAGCGACUUUGCAGAUAAAAAAACAAAUUUCAACGAUUAUUUCUAGUGGAGAAUAAUUCGAUGCCUUAAUCAGCGAAUCAAUCUUACACGAUCCUAGGGUGCAGUUUUUCAGUUUCACUUAGUCAUUUGGAAUCGUAAGAGCCAACAUACGAGUUUCCUUUCCUAUCCUGUAUAUGUGUAAAUGCGUACCCCGAAAAUGAUAUGUGUAUAUAAGUAUAUACAUCUGGUUCAACGAUGCCACGUUGUGUACCUAUAUGUAUAGGCGAUGUACGGCUUGCGGCUUGUAAAUUAGAAUUUUUUAGUAUCGCCGACAAAUAUGCAGCGUAUUUGCUUAGUGUAAUCAUAAAUAGUGCAACUGAUUCUCUCAAUACUUUUAUUUGUCAACCAACAUAUUUUGUCUAUCAUAUAUCUCAAAUAUUAAUUCUCCGGACAAAGUAUAAUUGAAAAGAGAUAAAAGCAGCUUAUAUGUUAAGUUUCUAAAAAGCUAGAAUUGUCCGCAUCGGUGAUUAUAUUAUGUAAAACGAAAACGUAAUUUUGAAAAGAAAAUAUAUAUAAAUAUAUAACUUCAAAGAGCACGCAUAAAAGGGUCCUAUAGAUUCAAGUCUUUUUGUGCGUUUAACCUGUUAUAGGGUGCCAACACUGAAACGCGUAAUUUUAAUGUGAGAUGUACAUAAAAUGACGAUUACCUAAGUCCUAUGUAUGUAUAAAAUAAGUCAGGUUAAUUAAAAAAUGACUGUAUAUAUAGAGAACAAAAUAAAAUGAUGUUUGUGAAUUAAAA